AUGGCCGCCUCAGCCGCCCAGUUUACCCCACCGGAGUCUCCUGCCUCGCCGUCCGCGUCAUUCUAUGACUUAAGUGACGAUGAAGAGGGUGAAUACAACACAAUCAUGCACAGUAGUUCUGGAAAGGGAGUCAAGCUCCUAUUCUCGAAGAGCAAGGUCUACGUGCAUCCUACACCAACUUCGAAAGACAAUAUUGCUGGCUUUGUAGCUCUCAUUCAGCAGAAAACACCAGAGUUUGAGACCCUCACUCGUACCACCUCUUCCGCAUCCUCGCAAAGUGCAAAGGCAUCCUCCUAUCUCCUCGCGUGGUUGCCAGAAUCUUCUCUUGGAAGCGCGCAUGACUCUUACAUCAAAGUAGAACUCUCAGAUGGUGACUCUCCGCCGAAACAGACACAUCUCGUUCCUCAACCGCCAACCUCCGCAUCACACAUCAACCCUAUCGGCUCGUACGCUUUUGCAGUUCCAGUCAGUGAGAUAUAUUCUCUUCUGAUCAGGCCACCAAAUUUAGGAUGGUGGUUUGGCAGCCUGGUGAUCAAUACUCGGGCAGGCGACAGUUAUCCUGCCUUAUUCUUCCAUGACGAUGAGUGUCAGUCCACAAUAUUGCAGAGGAAGAAAAAGGCGAGAGAUAGCUUUGAUCCAUUCAGUGAUGAUGGAGGCACUUUCUGGGGUGGUGAUGAAGUGUUGAGAUGGAUCAAGAGAUAUGUUCCUGUCGAGCGGUCUGGUGCAGACCCCUCCGUCUAUCUGAUUGAUCCGAGUGCUGAAGACAAGUUGGCCUUCGGAAGCAAGACUUUCACUCCGCUAGGCAGUCCUACGCUUUCUGGUCAGAACAAAGCCGCCGCAUCAAAUUCGAAUAAGGACGCUGGAAUGGAUCCUGUCACGAAAGCGCUAAAGCAAGCAAGGUGGAGUUUUCUUGAAAAGAUGAGCCAAGUCACAAACUUCACGAAAAGAACAGCAUUCGACCUAGCCGACAGUCCCAAGGUUCCCCCUCAAGUACGCCGUCUCAUGAAAAAUCCAGAAGUACAGACGCUUCAAGAUGAAUUUGAUAGCGCGCGAGUCUAUCUCGCGCGUUGGGCAAUGGGUAUUGCAGAACAAAGCGAUAGAGAGAGGAAGCAGCGCAUUUUCACGGCCCAGGACAUACUUGAAAAAGAGGACACCGAUGUCGGAGAAUUUGAGCUGCUUGACAGGGAAGUGUCCAGCAUGUCGCUUUCGGAAAAACGAAAGCCUGUGGACCUGGAGGAAUGGCGUAAAUUCUUCGACCCGCGGACUGGUCGAUUAAAUGUUACAGUGGAUGAGGUCAAGGAAAGGAUCUUCCUUGGUGGACUGGAACCAUCUGAUGGAGUCCGAAAAGAAGCCUGGCUAUUCCUCUUGGGUGUCUAUGGAUGGGACAGCUCAGCAGACGAGAGAAAAGCAGUAAUUAACAGCAAGUAUGACGAGUUCGUCCGUCUCAAGGGAGCUUGGUGGGAACGAUUAGUGGACGGCACAGGUAGCGCUGAAACAAAUGAAUGGUGGAGGGAACAGAAAGGCAGAAUAGAAAAAGAUGUUCACCGCACAGACCGACAUAUACCUUUGUUCGAAGGUGAAGACAUCCCGCACCCAGACCCUGAUUCUCCUUUUGCAGAGACUGGCACGAAUGUCCACCUGGAGCAGAUGAAGGAUAUGCUUCUGACGUACAACGAGUACAACCCGGAUUUGGGCUACGUUCAAGGCAUGAGUGACUUACUGGCGCCUAUCUACGCUGUGGAACAGGACGAUGCUGUUGCCUUUUGGGGCUUCGUUGGUUUCAUGGAGAGAAUGGAAAGGAACUUUCUCCGAGAUCAAUCUGGUAUGAGAACUCAACUGCUGACCCUGGACCAUCUCCUCCAAUUGAUGGAUCCCGCUCUCUACCUUCAUCUUCAGUCAGCGGACUCGACGAACUUUUUUUUCUUCUUCCGCAUGCUCUUGGUGUGGUACAAACGCGAGUUCGAAUGGGCUGAUGUACUUCGCUUGUGGGAGUCUUUAUGGACCGACUAUCUUAGCAGCAAUUUCCACAUAUUCAUUGCACUUGCUAUUUUAGAAAAGCAUAGAUCCGUCAUCAUGGCUCACCUUAAGCAUUUUGAUGAGGUGCUGAAAUACGUCAAUGAGCUCUCUAAUACGAUUGAGCUUCAAUCAACUCUACUAUGUGCGGAAGCACUCUUCCGCCGCUUUCAACGCACGGUUGAGGCCAUCGACAAGAAGCACAACUUUCCAGCACCACCCGUACGACAGCGAAAACCCGCUGCUACCACUUCUCGAUCCCAAAAUGCAAGUUCCUCAUCAGCAGUGGAUUCUCGCCCGUCUUCAUCUCCGAAAACCAUUGCACGUAAGUCUUCGACAGAAGAGAUGCCAAAGGAACGCGUCAUCAGUCCUGAGUUACGGCUUCUGCUUAGUCGGAAGGUUGAAAAGCUUGAUAAGAAAGAUGUCGCCGAUCACGGAGGUGGUGUCGGUGCAUGA
Molecule: messenger RNA, 2469 nt
Organism: Bacidia gigantensis
Lineage: Eukaryota; Fungi; Ascomycota; Lecanoromycetes; Lecanorales; Ramalinaceae
Exons: 4
Coding region: 1-2469 (822 amino acids)
Biological process (GO): activation of GTPase activity
Molecular function (GO): GTPase activator activity
Source: RefSeq, a predicted model, not a curated record